GAAACGCGGAGCUGAAAAGUCUGUGGAAUACUGAGGGUUUUCUCUUCAGUUCACAUAAAGCCCUUGGAAAAUGUCGACAAUUAAGCCCUAUAAGGUACUCAUCGCACACACCGAUGUUCCACCGGAGGGAAUCGAUAUCCUGCGGGACAAGUGCGAAAUCCUACAGGUGUCAAGUGAACCGCCCAAUAAUCGUAUCGAAGUUCUGGAGAAGAUCAGGGGCUGUCAUGCCGCUGUUUGGGGAGGUCGAGAUCUUCUAAAUGCCGAGGUUUUGGAUGCUGCUGGUCCACAAUUUAAAGCCGUAUCUACGAUGUCCUCUGGGAUCAAUAAUGUGGAUGUGCCGGAGCUGAAAAAGCGGGGAAUACCCCUUGGGAGUACUCCCGCCAUGCUAACUGUGGCGGUGGCUGAUCUGGCAGUGGGUUUACUCAUUGCUGCCGCCCGGAGAUUCCAGGAGGGGCGAAGGAAGAUCGACAGUGACACCUGGGAGAACUAUCACCUUAAUUGGCUUUUGGGACAAGAUAUUCGAGACUCCACCGUGGGUUUCUAUGGCUUCGGAGGCAUUGGUCAGGCUAUCGCCAAGCGUUUGUCUGGAUUCGAUAUCGAUCGUGUUCUAUAUACCACUAGAAAUCGUGUUAGUCUGGAUAUAGAAGAAAAAUUCAAUGCCAAUAAGGUGGAUUUCGAUACUUUGCUGAAGGAAAGUGACUUCCUGGUCAUUGCAUCUCCUCUAACCCAGGAAACGCAGGGCUUGUUUGAUGCCAAAGCCUUUAAUAAAAUGAAGGAAACUGCUGUGCUGGUCAAUAUUGCUAGAGGAAAAAUUGUCAACCAGGAUGAUCUUUAUGAGGCUUUGAAAUCAAACCAAAUCUUUGCCGCAGGCUUGGAUGUAAUGGAUCCCGAACCGUUGAGGUCGACAGACAAGCUUUUGGCUUUGGAUAAUGUUGUGGUCACUCCUCAUGUGGGCUAUGCUACGAAGAGAACUCGCAUCGAUGCUGCUUCCUUGGCUGCCCAUAACGUCCUCCGAGGAUUGGCUGGGGAACCCAUGUUGUCACCCGCUUAUUAAUUGCAAACAAAAUUAAGGAAAAUGUAUAGUAUUAUGUUGAUACCGAUUUCAAAUGUAAAUAAAAUUUGA
Messenger RNA from Drosophila serrata, 1123 nucleotides. Its product is annotated as glyoxylate reductase/hydroxypyruvate reductase. Gene Ontology annotation, molecular function: hydroxypyruvate reductase (NADH) activity; NAD binding; glyoxylate reductase (NADPH) activity. NCBI's taxonomy places the organism in Eukaryota, Metazoa, Arthropoda, Insecta, Diptera, Drosophilidae. The record is from RefSeq and is a predicted model, not a curated record. Gene Ontology annotation, cellular component: cytosol.